ACCAGAAUGCUGAAAUACACGCCGGCUUGCUUCUCCUGCACAUCCGCCACAGCGCCGGCCCCUCCCACAACAACAACCUCUGUUUACUCCACACACAUCGGCAAGAUCUCCCUCACCUGGAACCGCGGCCUCCUCGGACUCUCUUUAAUAGCCAAUCUCCAGCUCUUCCCUUCGUCGGCGGCAGAGAACCAGACUGAAUCGGCCGGCGAUCAUCUCCGAUUCCGUAUCUUCCUUCUUCUCCCUUUUAAACGGAAGGGAUCGAAGUGGCUCCGGUUGAACACCGACGGCGGACGACGGUUUUCGGUGGAGCUUGUUUGGGAUCUCACUGGCGCGACCUUUCACCGUGUAUGCGGACCAGAGCCGGUGGAAGGGUUCUUCUUCGUCAUUGCUGUGGAUGGAGAGAUGGCAUUGGUUGUCGGAGAUCGCCGCAAUGAGGCGUUCUGGAGGAUCAAAGCCGUGCGACCGAGGAACGAGGAAAUCAGAACUGAGCAGACGUCGAAGAAGGUGGAAGUGAAAUUGGGAGAAAUUGGAAGAAGCAUAUCAUGGAUGGCGAUUGCGCGAUUUUCUGGCAGGGAGAGGGAAGUAUUAAUGUCGAUUGAUUUGGAGAAGAAGCGGAUGAGAUUGACGAUAAAUGGCGAGAGGGUUUUGCAUGUGAGCCGGCUCAGGUGGAAUUUUAGGGGAAGUGAGAGAGUGGCGGCGGAGGGUGGUGAUCGGAUUCAGGUGACUUGGGAUCUUUUUAGAUUUCUUUUCAGGGAGGAAUCCGGCGGAAAGCAGUCGCCAUCGUCGGCACCGGCGAUUGAUGGCGAUGCGGUGAUCGUGUUGAGGUUUGAGAAUGUGGAGGAGGGGUAUUUUGGGAAGAGGACGGGGUGGGGGUAUUUUGGGAAGAGUGCGAAUUGGAGUGAGGGUAGUGGUCGGUCCUGGACGAUGGCGGAUUCGUCGAAGACUGUGGAGGAUUGGGAGAGCAUGGAAGAUGUCAAGCUGAGGAACUCAGAUGCCAACGGGUUCACUCUAGUUAUGUGUGCCAAGAGAAGUUUAAAUUAAAAAGGAUGUAUUUGUUCUUUAG
Molecule: messenger RNA, 1063 nt
Organism: Phalaenopsis equestris
Lineage: Eukaryota; Viridiplantae; Streptophyta; Magnoliopsida; Asparagales; Orchidaceae
Exons: 1
Coding region: 7-1041 (344 amino acids)
Source: RefSeq, a predicted model, not a curated record